This is a messenger RNA of Thermochaetoides thermophila DSM 1495, 396 nucleotides long. Its product is annotated as putative cis-trans protein. Gene Ontology annotation, biological process: rRNA processing. NCBI's taxonomy places the organism in Eukaryota, Fungi, Ascomycota, Sordariomycetes, Sordariales, Chaetomiaceae. The transcript is spliced from 3 exons. Bases 1 to 396 code for a protein of 131 amino acids. The record is from RefSeq and is a predicted model, not a curated record. Gene Ontology annotation, molecular function: DNA binding; peptidyl-prolyl cis-trans isomerase activity.
AUGGGCAAGGACAAGAAGGAUAAUAAAGCUGCCGCUGGCAAGAACCAGAAGGGCGGCAAGAGCGGGAAAAAUGAAGAGGCUGAGCAGAAGCCUGCUAAGAUGAAGGGCGCCUCGAGCAUCAAUGUCAGGCACAUUCUGUGCGAGAAAGAGAGCAAGCUCCUACAAGCUAUCGAGAAGCUUGAAAAUGGUGAGAGGUUUGAUAAGGUUGCUGCUGAGUUCUCUGAGGACAAGGCCAGGCAAGGUGGUUUGCUGGGUUGGAAGGUCAAGGGAAGUCUUGAUAAGCAGUUUGAAGAGGCCGCCUAUCAGCUUGAGCCCAGCACGGUGGACAAGCCGAAGUGGGUGAAGGUUAAGACUCAAUUUGGCUGGCAUUGCAUCAUGGUUGAGGGUCGCAAGUGA